AUGCAUCCACGCAGCAUGGACUACCCUGAGGAUGGGCUCAGCGCAAAUAACAGCGCGGCCGCCUCACAAAACGCGAUUUCACGACCUUUCACGCUGCAAGAAUCUUUGCCGUACUCACCUCAAACAUCCACGGUACCCUUUGUUCCUGAAAUCAUCCCCGAUCCCAACUUGGGCUUUGGCUCGCCAGCUCCAUCCGUCUCCGAUCUCUUCCCCCACAACGACUACGAGCGACUCAAUAAGGAAGCUCUCGGGCAGCCUCACCUGCCAAGGAACACAAGGCAGGCUGUUGAUUUUGUGUUGCAUGAAAUCAAGCCAUCCCAAAGAACGCAUUACAACUUCAAGUCUGUUUUGACAGGCCAAGCAACCUCCCGGUCCGGAAGUCUUUCACAGGGACUAUCUCCUAUUGCGCGAGCUGUAUACGAAAAAGUCGGGGGCUAUUUCAAAGCAACCAAGCCCAAUGUGGUGAACCCUCAAGCUGUUGGCGUUAACGGCGACAAGAGCAGAACAUCCUCAAAAGAUAUGACGGUACAAGCUAAUCAGUCAGCUCGCAUCGACAACCACGAGGCACCUAAGCCACAUCAGUCAAGGAUAGAAGUGUUAAUCCCAUCUAGACGAGGCGGCUUCGACCCCUCAGCCUACGUUGAUCCCACUGCCCCUUCUCAGUUUCAGGCCGAGCCCGAAACCCCGAGGGACGAGUACUUGGAAAUUGCCCAUAUACCAUCCGCUCCUGAGAACCUUUCUUCCCGCAAGAAGGAGCGGUAUACGGUGCAAGGGGACCAAGGCCUCGUUAGCAGCGGCGGCCUUGACCAACAGCAGCGAGCUGAAGCUGCUUUCGAGUCUCUUGAUUCGCUCAUGCGCAGUGUCUUCUCGGCAGUCGGUCGUGCUUUGGGAAUGGACUCUGGAUAUGACCACGUCGUGACGCUGACAGCUGACAACGAGGUAGUUAUGAAUGGCGCAACGCAGCAGAAGAUGCAGAGCGCCAUGCAGAAGGCCAUUGCACUCAAGUGUUUCGAUAGAGUCCCGGUCGAAGGCCUCCUCCAAAUCAUGAAGCUGAGCGACAUUAGCCUCAAGCUUGUCGACGGCUUGGACAUUCGUGUUGAUGAAAGCUGGGAUGAGGCUGCAUUUGAAUCAUGGAUUCAACAACUGGCAGAGGUUGAAGUAGGAAUGAAAGCUGCACGUACUUGUUUGCGAAUCUUGUCUGGAGGCCGAGAUGAUAAGCAGCUCUACUCUGAAAGCAUCAUCAACCGAUGCGUCAACAUCUUCAAGACUGUCACGGAAGACAUAAUAAUCCCUCUCGUUGAGCUUCGCAACUCGGCAUCAUCCGCCAACUUAUUCCGAAUGGCACUAAAGCACAAAAAGGCCGUGACAUCUACUUUUCUCUGCUGCCAGAAGCUGUUUGCCACACUCGCAGAGUUGGUAACGAAAGUAGAGCUCUCAGAAAGCGUCUUCACCACUCUAGAGUUUACCGCAUGCAAACUUAUAUUUGUCGAAAACGCCUAUUUCGAAAAGGACUCGGCUGUGGGAGUGCAGAGGUUUGAUGGAAUUCGCAGUGUUGCUAUGGACAUGCUCUGCCAAAUAUUUCUCAUCAAACCUGAGCAGCGGCAGGGCAUCAUUGACGAGAUUCUCACAUCUCUGGAGAAGCUUCCCGUCGGAAAACAGAGCGCACGGCAUUUCAAGCUUUCCGAAGGUGGGAAUAUCCAACCGGUGUCGGCGCUUCUCAUGCGACUGGUCCAGGCCAGCUCUGGGAGGGUUGAAGAGAAUGAGAGUCGUGCUGCAGUUCUCCGGGCCCUCGGUGGCGACGACAGUAAGAUGGACGACGACAACGAGAGCGAGGAUGAAUUACCCGAUAAGAGGACUAAAAAGACGCAAAUCACAUCCACCAUCAACACCGAUGACCAAGGCGCACAGCAACACGCCGUCGCCAUUCAAGAGCUGGAGGCAGCUGCUGCCCCUCUUAGUGAAGGUGCUGCACGGAAUGCUUCGUACAUUAUCAACUUUAUUGUGAAGCGCGCCAUCGGGUCGACGAAGUCGGGUGACACACCGUACCGUAACCUUCUGGAUCUUUUUGUUGAGGACUUUACAACAUGUCUCGAUUCCCCAGACUGGCCGUCAGCCGAGCUACUGUUGCGCCUCCUCAUGCUCAUGAUGGUGCAGCUGUUUGAGGCUCCCAAGACACCCGCUCCUGCAAAGAACAUGGCUCUUGAGCUGCUGGGCACUAUGAGUGCGGCCAUUUCUCGACUGCGAUCGCACGUCAAGCGAACCGCCAACUCGUUCGAAACCACUGAUGUCGACGAGCUGUCGCGAUAUCUGGCGGCGCUGGCUUGCCACGUUCUUGAGCAAAAGAGCUCGAUCGAGCAAAUUGUUGCCUGGGAUGGACCUUACCGAGCCUCGUUAGAGUUCCUCCAGGCUCGUCUGUCUGAUGACCCAUAUCUAUUCAGCGCUGUAUCAUUCCUCAUAACUGACUGGGCUACUCGGGUACAUACGGGCUACGAUGCAAUCCAGGACAAUGAAGAUGAGAGAGACUGGGAACUUGGACGCCUUGCUUACAGACUGCGGAUGAUGAUACAAGAUCGCCGAUGGCUCUCCAACGAGUACACCUUCAAGGCCGUGAGCCCUGCUCAAGCCAAACUUUCUUACUCUAUUAUUCUGCUACGUUCCCCGCUCUUUGAGUCCUUUAGCAAGAUUCUCAACAUUCUCCUUGGUUCGAUGGCUGGUGAUCAAGCAACAGUCCGCAGCAAGAGCUUGAAAAGUAUCAACCAGGUUCUCGAGACGGAUCCAUCAAUCCUGGACGGGGAUUCUAUGGUGAUCCAACUCAUCCUAGAUUGUUCGAGCGACUCAUCUACGCAAGUGAGAGACUCUGCUCUUGGCCUUUUGGGAAGCUGCAUUACGCUGAGGCCAGCUCUGGAAUCGCCGUUGACACCCAAGAUUAUUGACCGCUUCCAAGACGCUGGUGUUGGUGUCAGGAAGCGAGCCAUGAAGCUUGCCCGCGACAUCUAUCUCCGCAAUCAUGAUAGCGCACUUCGCAGUUCUAUAGCUAAUGGCCUUCUCCGACGUGUGCAGGAUCCUGACGACGGUGUUCGCGACCUUGCCCGCCAGAUGAUUGAGGAAGUCUGGUUUGCUCCAUUCUACGGUCGCGAUAACUCAGCCGAAUUCCAAACCUCUUUGACUGAGCAUGUGGCCCUGAUCAUCCAGACUGUCAAGACAGGAAACGUGACUGAGAUUCUCGACAAGGUGUUUCAGUCCAUUCUUCGGCCAAAAGAUAAAUCGCUGGAUGGUCCAUUCUCGGUUUGCUCACAGCUGGUGAGCAGUAUGUUUAGCCUCAUCGACAGCGGAGAUUCGGAAGAUGGAGGUCCGACCGGCCGUGAUGCCCUGCAGGUGCUCACAAUCUUUGCGAAGGCCGACCCUAAGCUCUUUAGCCUUGAACAGAUCAGGCUUCUAAAGCCCCAUCUCGCAAGCUUCAGCGGCACCGACGAACUGGCAGCGUUUCGUGCGGUGACGGUGGUAUACAAACGCGUGCUUCCCCGGCUGCCCACGGUUCACUCUGAGUUUCUGACCGAAAUUCGCCUUCAGCUCUUGAAGGGCAUCGGAAAGAUUUCCUCCCGUGGAGCCUUGGAUGACUUGAUCGCAUGCACCAAAGUAGUCUGUGAUUUACUAAAGGACUUUGGACCAUUGGGCAACCUAGUCGCAUCAGGUUUAUUGGGCAUCCAGAAACUGGGAGCCGGGGGUGCAGUCCUGGAUAGCAAGAGGAUCAACCAUCUGUGUGCCUACUCUAUCAUCGUUGGCAGCGUUGGCAAGCAUUGCGACCUGGAUCCGCAGAUGCAAGUAUUCAAGGCCCGCUUCCCCAAAUGGCAGGGUGACUCGGUCCCUCGACUUAUUGUGGACGUGCUAUCGCCAUUCUCCUCGCCUUCCCAGCCAUUGGAGGCGCGGAAGGCAUCUCUUGAGGCGAUAGGCCUGGUUUGCCAGUCCUGGCCAAGAAAUUACGUCCUGGCCAAGGUCUACACAGCCUUCCAACAGGUUUUCCAAGAAAAGAUCCCCAUUCUAGAAACAAUGAUUCUCAAGUCAUUCAAAGAGUUUCUCCUCACGGAGGAAAGGCGAUCCGAAGCUGCGGCUGAGUCCGGGGCGACGGAGAAGAAGAGAGAGCUGACGGUCAUGGGCGGCACUAACUUUGACGACGUCGCCAGCGCUACGACUCAAAGGUUUCUUAAAGACAUUACACGAAUCGCCUUGGGAAGCCUAGACGAACUCGCCUUUCUAGCUAUGGAAGUCUUGGGCAGCAUUAACCGGCAAGGUCUGACGCAUCCCAAGGAGACAGGAGUGACACUGAUGACGCUUGAGACAUCCUCAAACCGAAAGAUUGCGGAACUGGCCUUUUUGGAGCAUCGGUCACUUCACGAGAAGCACGAGACAGUGCUCGAAAGAGAAUACGUCAAGGCGAUCCAGUCCGCUUACAACUACCAGCGAGACAUUGUCAAAGACUCUCACGGGGCGAUCCCCGAAGUGUUCCAACCCAAGCUACACCUCAUGAUGGAAGUGCUGAAGAUUAGCAAAAUGAAAAACAGGCAGCGCUUCUUGGAGAAGCUGUGUGGACAGGUCAACUUUGACAUUGCGCAGCUGGACACGAACGAAGAGAUGCCGCCACACCUUGACUUUUCGCGGUUCAUCAUCGAAAACAUGGCCUUUUUCGAGUAUCAAACGGUUGGGGAGCUUCAGACAAUUGUGAACAUGAUGGAGAAGAUUGUGAGCACAACAGGCGCAGCAGUUGCUCACCUAAUCGAGUCGGAAGUGUUCGACGUGCGCCUCGAUCUGGACCACACAGAACAAGACGAAGUGACGGAUCAGCUAAUGGGCGAGACGGUCGAGGCGCAAGCAAGCGCGGAGGGAGACCCCCUCGUCGGCCUCAAAGUAGAUCCGAAUCGACUUCGCCAGUUGACGACCGGGGCCAUUAUUCUCUCCUGCCUGUGGGAAGCCCGUACGCACCUGCGGCGCCUGUAUGGAAUGGGAACGAGCCGACACGACGGCAAGGCCAAGGCUCUGGCCAAAGACCUCAACAAGAUGCCGAUGAAAGUGCAGGGAGUUCACGGAGAGCGGUUCUGGGACGAGGUGACGGCGCAUGUGAGCAGCCUGGAGACGAUUCAUAAAAUGGCGCAGAAGUGUAAGGCGUUUGUGGAGCUGAUGAACGUCGACAAGGAGCUCAAGGUGCAAGACGACGACGAGGAGAUGGCAAUGGACGGACCGAGUACGCCCAGCGAAGGCGAUGGGGAGGGCACAACGCCUGAUCGAGGUCGCAAGAGGAAAGGCGCAGGCACUCCCGGAGGCCGCAAAAAGCGAGCUCGCUCAGGAUCUCAGCCACGCAAACGGGGUCGGCCACGUAGAGGAGCGGAGUCACGCGAUGAAGACGACGAUAUGGAAUGGAUCUAG
Molecule: messenger RNA, 5418 nt
Organism: Trichoderma virens Gv29-8
Lineage: Eukaryota; Fungi; Ascomycota; Sordariomycetes; Hypocreales; Hypocreaceae
Exons: 4
Coding region: 1-5418 (1805 amino acids)
Biological process (GO): establishment of protein localization to chromatin; establishment of mitotic sister chromatid cohesion; replication-born double-strand break repair via sister chromatid exchange
Cellular component (GO): Scc2-Scc4 cohesin loading complex
Molecular function (GO): chromatin binding
Source: RefSeq, a predicted model, not a curated record